This is a messenger RNA of Eremomyces bilateralis CBS 781.70, 321 nucleotides long. RefSeq names its product Apc13 domain protein. Gene Ontology annotation, cellular component: anaphase-promoting complex. The coding region runs from base 1 to 321 and encodes 106 amino acids. NCBI's taxonomy places the organism in Eukaryota, Fungi, Ascomycota, Dothideomycetes, Eremomycetales, Eremomycetaceae. The transcript has 2 exons. The record is from RefSeq and is a predicted model, not a curated record. Gene Ontology annotation, biological process: positive regulation of mitotic metaphase/anaphase transition.
AUGGUGAGCAAGCUUAGCAAAGACGCCUCCUACAACUUCCUCCACCUCCACGCCUCCCACCACGCCGACCUCCUCGAAGAAUUCAACCGCACCCUCCUCCAGCCCGACGACAUCUUCGUCCCCUCCCAUCUCCAACCACUGAACCCGGAGGACGAAGACGACGUCGUACCGGACCAGCACGCGGCGUUCGGGAUCACGCGCGCCACCCAGACAGUGAAGGAGCCGGUGUGGCGCGACCUAGGGCUGGAGGAGCUGCUGAAGAGGAAGCCAGAGGGGACGGAGGAUCUGGGGAAGAAGCUGAAGGCGGUCACGAUUCGGUGA